This is a messenger RNA of Symbiodinium sp. CCMP2592, 228 nucleotides long. The record is from the annotation of a GenBank genome assembly. NCBI's taxonomy places the organism in Eukaryota, Dinophyceae, Suessiales, Symbiodiniaceae.
GCCAGCGAUGUGCCGCAGAGGCGGACUGGUUUGGGGAAAAGAUCUCCGACUCGCUAACCGAGGAAGAGGCGGGUAUAUUUAUCGAAACUGGCCUGAAAAGGUCAGAGGCAACACUUGCGAAUCAAAACAGUGCUUCCGUAGAAACCGACAUUCAUUGCGAACCUCAGCAGAACAGUCCCACGACUGGAUUGUCAGAUUCGGACUGCCGGUUCUGGGGCGGCUCUCGCC